Messenger RNA from Plasmopara halstedii, 2457 nucleotides. RefSeq names its product Sister chromatid cohesion complex Cohesin, subunit PDS5. NCBI's taxonomy places the organism in Eukaryota, Oomycota, Peronosporomycetes, Peronosporales, Peronosporaceae. The record is from RefSeq and is a predicted model, not a curated record. The transcript has a single exon. Bases 1 to 2457 code for a protein of 818 amino acids.
AUGACGGGUUUAAGUCAAGUGUUUAAUCGACACAUUUCAACGUAUUGGGAAGAACAAGAUGAGAUGGAAGAAUUAAGUUUUUCUACUGAAAUUCCAUCGGAACAUCUUAAAAAAUUGAUGUGGAUUCCAGAUUAUGUGUUAAAAUGCUUUGCGUAUCCCCAAGGAGAAUUGAAAUUACGUGUCAUUCAACUUGUUGACGAUUUUCUACUUCCGAAGACAUUUACAGAACGAACACGCGUGAAUGGUCUUUUGUUUCUUUUUCAUUCUCUUGAUAAUGUUUCAAAAGAAGCUUUACGUCGAUUAUUUCGUGAACGUGCGAAAUGUCAAGAUGCACGUACGAAAUUCGUGACAUUUAAAAUUCAUCAUCGUCGUCAGAAACGUACUGACGGUCACGCAUUGGAUCAAGCGAUACAGAACUUUCACCACGAACUUUCUCCAUUGUUUUCAAAUGUUCCAAAUUUGAAAAAAGUACUAGAAAAACUUGGAAAGUGGAAAGAUCAUAGUGUGUUUAAACAUCUUGGUGCGUUGUGUGAUAAUCAAAAAUCGCAAAAUGCUAUUCGUCUUGCACGAGAUGAACUUGUUCGAUGUGUGGGAUCGAGAACGGCUUUAGGUGAAUUUUUAAAGAAAUUAUGUCGAAAACUUGCGUUAUUGACUGUCAAUCAUGUUUCUAUUGGUUAUCUUUUGGACUUUUUAGCUGGAAAACAUGGUCGAUCGAUGAAAGAGACACGUAGUGCUGUCGAAUUGUUAGUGAUGGUCUCAAACGAUUUGCCGCGACUCUUUGAUCCAUUUAUUCGCGAUCAAGUGACUAAUAUUCUUGUGAAAAACAAGUCUCGUGACGACAAUAACGAGUCAAAUGGUAAAGAUUUCAAUGUGAUACUUGGAGCUUUGGAGAUUCUUGCGAAUUAUGCACAGCAUUGGUCUACUACAAGUGACAUAAAAGACGACAAUAGAAUACCAUCAAAAGUGCUUAUUGAGCGACUUCAGAAGUUUUGUCUUGGCGAUGUAGCUCAGUCUUUAAAUGCUACGAAAACAAGACGAGCAGCAGAGUUGGCGGCAGUGGCACUUACUCAUUUUUACGGCAAAGCAAAACCUACAAUACAAGUGCUUAAAAAGUUAUGCUCGAAAGAAAAAGUUGGAUCUUCAUCGCAAGGUGGAGUGUUAGCAGCAUUGCAAAGUCUGGUCGUUUUUUCGAAACAUUGUAGCUAUCAAUUUAACGAAAAUCCGUCUCUGGUUUCUCAUUUAUGGACGUUAUUGUUUGACGAAUUGAUUAAUAAACGAGAUGAAGCUUUUGAUUCAAUUUCUGAAGGUAGUACACCAAAGAGUAAACGACUUGCUGCAGCAAAGACCACGGAAAUUCGAUGCUUAGGUCUUAAAGUUUUGGUAAAUUUGGCCGUGUAUGUCCCUCAUGAAUCGUCUCAAGAAGCAGCAAAGCUUAUGAAACUUUUGGUUGAAAUAUUGCGCUCGAAUGGAAGUAAAUUUGCAGUCACUAGUGCUCAAACUGCGAUGUUUCGUUUGACAGCAUCGUGUGGUCUAUUAAAAAUGAUGCGAAAUCCACAACUUGAAACUUUGCUCUCUAUCUCGGAAUGGCAUUUACUUGGUCUCAGUAUUCAAGAUUCAAGUGAAGAAGUUCGUCGUCAAUUUUUAAAGAAAUUGACAUCUCACGUCGUGAAACAUUCGGUGCGACAUCCACAUAAAUAUCUCAGUUACUUGGCUUUAGUAGCUACUGAAACAACUUUUAGCUUAAAGAAAGAAGCUCGAAAUAUUCUUAAGAUUGCAGUUGAACGCAUGCGACGGAUGUUUGAUGCAGCAUCUGAAAAUUCGAAUCCCGACCAAGAUCCGAAUUUAAAUGCAGUGAUUGUACCUGAAUAUGCUCUACCUUAUGUGAUUCAUCUACUAGCUCACCAUCCCUCGUUUCCAACUAAUUUGGUCGAAAAAACAUCAUCAGUUUCCAUACUUCAAAGCGCUGAAUGGAGUGAUCAAUUGGCAUAUUUAGAAUUUUUUCUAGAUGGGUUAGUCUCUCCGAAAUCAGCCGCUGACAAUAUUGCGUUUCUACUGCAGAUGUUGACAAAACUCUCGCAAUAUCAUGAUGUGAUUGCACCGAAUGAUCUUGCAAUGUAUCCACUUAUUGACAUGACUGCGAUGUUACUUAAGAAGCGUAUUAAGACUCAAUCCGACUUAAAACCGUUUCCAGGGAAAAUCUUCUUACCAAAGCAUCUCUAUCAAUUCGGUCGAUCGAAUCGAGUUUUCACUUCUGAUGGAAGGAAGGAACCCGAAGCACCAGAUUCACUUUCAAUUCGCAGCUCAAGACUUAACGUACAUCAAAGUGAUUUGUCUCAUUUCUUACGCUCGCUACUGACUUUUGUUUAUUAUUGUUUUCUCCUUAUAGACUUCAUUGUCACCUAUCAAGCCGAUGGAGUUUGGAACACAUUUUCUCAAGCUUCAUUCUCCAAUCGAUAG